Propithecus coquereli (Coquerel's sifaka) is the source of this 1309-nucleotide messenger RNA. RefSeq names its product aryl hydrocarbon receptor interacting protein-like 1 (gene AIPL1). Lineage: Eukaryota; Metazoa; Chordata; Mammalia; Primates; Indriidae. The record is from RefSeq and is a predicted model, not a curated record. Gene Ontology annotation, molecular function: protein binding; peptidyl-prolyl cis-trans isomerase activity. Bases 77 to 1240 code for a protein of 387 amino acids. The transcript has 6 exons.
GUCUCAGCCGCCUAAGUGUCCUCCUCACAGGUGUGAUUAUCUCAGCCUGGGCUGACGUCUCCCUCCACCCGCAGCCAUGGACGCUGCUCUGCUGCUGAACGUGGAAGGGGUCAAGAAGACCAUUCUGCACGGGGGCACGGGGCAGCUGCCAAGCUUCAUCACCGGAUCCCGAGUGACCUUCCAUUUCCGCACCAUGAAAUGCGACGAGGAGCGGACAGUGAUAGAUGACAGCAAGCAGGUGGGCCACCCCAUGCACAUUAUCAUUGGGAACAUGUUCAAGCUCGAGGUCUGGGAGAUCCUGCUGACGUCCAUGCGGGUCGGCGAGGUGGCCGAGUUCUGGUGUGACAUCAUCCACACCGGGGUCUACCCCAUCCUGUCCCGGAGCCUGCGGCAGAUGGUUGAGGGCAAGGACCCCACGGAGUGGCACGUGCACACCUGUGGGCUGGCCAACAUGUUCGCCUACCACACGCUGGGCUACGAGGAUCUGGACGAGCUGCAGAAGGAGCCGCAGCCUCUGAUCUUUGUGAUUGAGCUGCUGCAGGUCGAGGCCCCGAGUGAGUACCAGAGGGAGACCUGGAACCUGAGCAAUGACGAGAAGAUGAAGGCGGUGCCCGUCCUCCAUGGGGAAGGAAAUCGGCUCUUCAAGCUGGGCCGCUACGAGGAGGCCUCUGCCAAGUACCAGGAGGCCAUCGUCUGCCUGAGGAACCUGCAGACCAAGGAGAAGCCCUGGGAGGUGCAGUGGCUGAAGCUGGAAAAGAUGAUCAACACCCUGAUCCUCAACUACUGCCAGUGCCUGCUGAAGAAGGAGGAGUACUACGAGGUGCUGGAGCACACCAGCGACAUCCUGCGCCACCACCCAGGCAUCGUGAAGGCCUACUACGUGCGCGCGCGGGCUCACGCCGAGGUGUGGAACGAGGCCGAGGCCAAGGCGGACCUGGAGAAGGUGCUGGAGCUGGAGCCCGCCAUGCAGAAGGCGGUGCGCAGGGAGCUGCGGCUGCUGGAGAACCGCAUGGCCGAGAAGCAGGAGGAGGAGCGGCUGCGCUGCCGAAGCAUGCUGGGCCGCCGCGCCGCGGAGCCGCCCGGAGCGGACCAGCCAGCGGAGCCCCCGCAGCAGCCCCUGUCCCCACAGGAGCCCCCGCAGCCGCCUCUGUCCCCACAGGAGCCCCCGCAGCCGCCUCUGUCCCCCCCGGGGCCCCCGCAGCCGCCCCUGUCCCCCCCGGGGUCCCAGCAGCCGCACUGACCCCUCUGCGGCCUGCACCCAGGCAGGGAUCUAGCUCAUGGCCCCCGGCAGUUCUGGUCCAGUUGACCA